Papaver somniferum (opium poppy) is the source of this 1826-nucleotide messenger RNA. RefSeq names its product probable glycerol-3-phosphate acyltransferase 8. The coding region runs from base 112 to 1617 and encodes 501 amino acids. Gene Ontology annotation, biological process: cutin biosynthetic process. Gene Ontology annotation, molecular function: glycerol-3-phosphate 2-O-acyltransferase activity; phosphatase activity. Lineage: Eukaryota; Viridiplantae; Streptophyta; Magnoliopsida; Ranunculales; Papaveraceae. The transcript is spliced from 2 exons. The record is from RefSeq and is a predicted model, not a curated record. Gene Ontology annotation, cellular component: membrane.
GUCUCUAAGUCUGAGUUUCUCCCAUUAAAAUCCCCAUUCAUCUCCUUCUCCAUUCUCACCUUUCUCUCUUACCCAAACCCAUUUCUCUGAUCUCUUCAACUCCUCCAAAAAAUGGCUUCAAAGGCCAAAUUUCCAUCAAUCAAACAAUGCAAGGAUCAUAUAAUCAGAGGAACAGAGUCCAUAGCAGCAGAUCUUGAUGGAACUUUAUUAAUCUCAAGAAGCUCAUUUCCAUAUUUCAUGUUAAUAGCAAUUGAAGCGGGUAGUUUGUUAAGAGGUUUAAUCCUCUUAUUAUCAACCCCUCUCAUUAUAUUUUCAUAUCUAUUCAUCUCAGAAUCACUUGGUAUUAAAAUCAUGAUUUACAUCGCUUACUCCGGUCUGAAAUACCGCGACAUCGAAUUGGUUUCUCGGGCUGUGUUGCCGAGAUUUUACGCAGCAGACGUGAGACAGGAGAGCUGGGAUUUGUUUAAGAAUUGUAAGAGGAAAGUUGUUGUUACUGCUAAUCCGAUUGUAAUGGUGGAUUAUUUUGUUAAGGAGUUUCUUGGUUGUGAUAAGGUUUUAGGGACUGAGAUUGAAGUUAAUCCAAAGACAGGGAGAGCUACUGGUUAUGUUAAAGAACCUGGGGUUUUGGUUAGUAAGUUGAAAAGAUCUGCCAUUUUGAAGGAAUUUGAAGGUGAAGAUGGUCCUGAUUUUGGUAUUGGUGAUAGAACUACUGAUCAUGAUUUCAUGUCUCUUUGCAAGGAAGGAUAUAUGGUACCUGCAGACCCAUCAGCAAAACCAGUGCCAAUGGAUGAACUCAAAAGCCGAAUCGUUUUCCAUGACGGUAGACUCGUUCAAAGACCCGAUCCACUGAACAUACUCAUCACAUUCUUAUGGCUUCCAUUUGGUUUUGUUCUCUCACUCUUUCGAGUUUACUUCAAUCUUCCUCUCCCUGAACGAAUCGUUCGAUACACAUAUGGGUUACUCGGUAUCAAGCUGGUGAUCAAAGGAACACCACCACCUAAACCAUCCCAUGGUACACCAGGAAAUCUUUAUGUAUGCAACCAUAGAACAGCAUUAGACCCAAUUGUUAUUGCAAUUGCCCUUGGUCGUAAAGUCUCUUGCGUUACAUACAGUGUCAGUAAACUCUCUCAAUUCCUUUCACCGAUUCCAGCUGUUUCUUUAACUCGUGACCGUGAAGCCGAUGCAGCUAGGAUUUCAGCAUUACUUCAGAAAGGUGAUUUAGUGGUUUGUCCAGAAGGAACAACGUGUCGAGAACCGUUGCUACUCCGAUUCAGUGCUUUGUUUGCAGAGUUGAGUGACCGUAUCGUUCCGGUUGCAGUCAACACGAAACAGAACAUGUUCCAUGGUACUUGUGUCAGAGGGGUUAAAUUCUGGGAUGCAUAUUGGUAUUUCAUGAACCCAAGACCUACAUAUGAGAUAACAUUUCUUGACAGUCUACCCAAGGAAAUGACUGUGAAAACCGGUGGGAAAUCAGCCAUUGAUGUUGCUAAUCAUGUUCAGAAGGUUCUAGGUGGAACUCUUGGAUUUGAAUGCACUGGAUUAACUAGAAAAGAUAAGUAUUUGAUGUUGGGUAAUAAUGAUGGUAGGGUUGAAUCUAUGAAUUCUAUGAAGAAAUGAAGAGAAUGUGGCAGUAUGUAGUUCGAUCAUUCGCCUUAUGAAAGGUAGUUUUGAUCUUCAUUGGCUGAGUUUUAUUUAGGUUAAUGUGGGAGAGACUAUUAUUAAUGUACUGAUUCUAUUAUGUACUGGUUAAACUUUGGUGCAGUGCCUUAGCAUUUUGGUUUGUGCAUCUUUUAUGAAUUGAAAAUAUAUGAUUCUAUUUUUGUGUU